AUGGAUCCCACGGGUAGAGAUCCGGAAGGCCUUACGAAGUGCUCCGAUGCUAAGAGUCGAAGCACACGGCAUGAGAAACGAGGGCCUUCUGAAACAAGCAGGCAUGUUACAAAUGAGUUAACGCAACCAGGACUGCACAAUGAAAAUAAAUCAUUAGACGAUAACGGUUCAGGGGAGAUGCCGUCAGGAAAUCGACACGUUUGCCUGGAAGAUGGGCAAGAAGACCAUGAGGGGGAAUGGCCUCUGCAAACGCAACAGACCCAUGACGUACAUCAGGAGAUAUCAGCCAUCGAACUGCCACUGCAACUAAAGGGAGUCUGUGCCCAAGAGGACAAGGAGAUACAUGCUAAGGAGGGGCGGUGUGAUCAAACUCAAGAACAGGCUUCAGAGGAAGCCCAAAACUCCGGAAGCCAUGAUAGUGAAGGGGCGUCUCCUGAGAGGCAAACAGCCUUCGAAGAACAGCAAAACAAGCAGGAUACUCAUGAAGCGCAUCUAUCCAAGGGUGAAGACACAGUUUUACAAAGAGCUGCUGGAAAUGAUAUAGCUGUCCAGCGACAAUGUAAAGUACCAGAAGACGCUGGGCAGGUGAGGACCUAUGAGCAGCAGAUGGAGCAGGUGCAAGCAUUACAAGGAGCUCAACAGGGAAUUUCGCACAACUCAGGCAGCUCCCAACAGAAACCCCAGCCCAAGAAAGAGAAAUGCGAAAGAGAAAAGCAAGCUUUUAUUGGCCAUUCGCGUCAAGAGAAGUUCAGUACCCAAAGCGGCUUGCAAGAAACACAAAAUCAUGUACAACCGGCGGAAUCAUGUCUGCAGCCCCAGUUUCUACUGCACUCCGAACAACAGGAUGUUGUGCAACAUAAGAACCUUCAAGACCAUAAUUGCGUGCAACUCACAAAAUAUAAAGCGGCGACCGAAUACCCACUGGAACAACAGCGAAUUCAGGCAUACAUAGGCGAUUUAGAGAUGGACCUUCAAGCAAACGAAGAGCUCGGUGUCCACCGUCGCAGCCUCCCAAUCAAGAUCCCAAGGCAUGCGGAUACUGAAAUGGCUUCCAUGGCUCUGCAGGGGCAUGCUAAAGUAGCAACACUAUCCGGAGGGGUGCAUUCGAGCGCGAGAAGAAGCACAGAGCUCUUUGACAGUAAAACAGCCACAGCGCUCCAGAGCCUUUUUGCAAUGCAGGUGGCUCUAACGAGUGAAGAAGUGGUAGUUGAGUACCAAAAAGGUGCGGUGGAGGACAGGAGCCACUUGGCUGUAGACGAUGGAGGAGGGAAAGCGCAAAAAGAAGAACGCUUGCAGUCUCAGAGGAAAAGACUCUGCCAGAACGCGCAAGCCAUACACAAUAGGAUAAUGCAACAAAUAAAGGAGAAACUUGAGCUUUUCAAAUCAUCAAGGAAGCAUGCUCAGCAUGAGCACAACGAUAGAAGGGAAAAAAUGGAAUGUGCGCUACAAUCAUUUCAAAUACGGCUGGAAGCAGUUCUGCAAUACCGCCGACUUGAACUACUAGGCUCCUAUGGUUUCUUGAAGCGAGACUUUCAUGCAACAAAUUACUCUUUAAGGGCUAAGAUCCCUAGUGCAGCCAGACAAGCCAUUGGCAUUCAACGUGGCAUUGAUGGUCCGAAUUGGAAGCUAAUGCCACAAGCACUGCGCAUACGCCUUGAUCUGUGUCGCGCCGUGAAAGAUGAUAUUCCAAGAGGGCACUACGUGAUGAUGGUUUCGGUAUGGAACCGAUUGGGAGGCCACAAGCUGACUUGGACCUACCUCAACCAGUAUGCGUCCUCCUUGGAGGCAGGCCAGCAAAAUGACGGAGCAGAUCUGAGCACUACCGGAGGUGCCAAGGACAUCUUAGCUACUAGCCCUUGCGCUGUUUCUGCACCUGUGGCUUUUGCUGCAAUGUAUUUCAGUGAAUGCCUCAGGUUCGAUGAAACGCUUUAUUUGAAUUGUCCAUCUGAGGCCGACAUUAAACCGUCCAUGUGCUUGAUAUUUCAGCUAUAUCUACUUCGCGGAGCAGUGUCACCCGUAGAUAAGGUGCCCCUGUUUUUGGGUGAAGUGGACACUUCAAUCCAGCGCUUUAUGGACAUAGAGGACAUGCUUCGUACUCGAUUCGAGAGAUGGCUUUGCAACCUAUAUUUUCGUGUUGUACGAAUACCUAAAGAAGUAGACGGCUUCCACGAGUUUGAGGUGCCCCUUCAGUAUACGGGACGGAUGCUGAAUAUCCCAGACGAAUUGCCCCUCCCAAGGGAAUCCCAUCAUGCCUUUUCUCUCCGUAGCAGCCGCAGCAGUCACACCGCCCAUAAUAGCAGUCGCAGCAACACAGGACAAGAUACUCUCGACGAAGAAAGGCAAGCCCGUCGCCGUGCACUGAAUUAUGGAAUGCAACCAUUCUCCAGGGCAACGGAGCGGGAUCUCGCCUCAUUCCAGUAUUCAGGUUUAGCGGGCGCGGCUUUGUUGUUUGCCCUUGGAGCGUUGUGGUUUGCCGUCUUCAUCGCUUUGUUUGGUUCGUGGAUUUUCCUGAAAGCUUGUGGAAUUCCGGUGUACAGCGCCGAGAUAAGCGGCCUCUAUAUCCGGUUGGGUUACGUCCAGGAAUUGCUCUCGUUAGGAGCUGCAGUGGUGUACGCCGGAAGUGGCUUCCUGACUGCCCUACUCGUAUUUGCAGUGCUCUGCACUGUGGCCAGAUCGGCACACUGCCUUAUCGGACGAUUACCGAAUGCAGCUUAUCGUUUCAUGGCGCCUUUGGGAGUUUGGAUUUCGCUGUUACCCGUUCUUCUGGCGCUUAUAGAGGGAUUUGGGGGAGAAUCGGCGGGUGUGACGUUUGCACUGCAUAAUUGCUUUAAGCGAGAGACUGGUUUUGGAGCUCUAGGGGUCGCCCUAACGGUCAUAAUGGAUAUAAGCUUUGUUGCCAUUAGUUCCAUGGUGAGCAAACCACAGCUAAAGGUGCUCUCCAUAUUUGAUGCCUUGCAUGGGAGGACUAAAUCAAUGCAGCCUAGCUGA
Messenger RNA from Cyclospora cayetanensis, 2988 nucleotides. RefSeq lists its product as uncharacterized. Lineage: Eukaryota; Apicomplexa; Conoidasida; Eucoccidiorida; Eimeriidae. The transcript has 12 exons. Gene Ontology annotation, cellular component: perinuclear region of cytoplasm. The record is from RefSeq and is a predicted model, not a curated record. The coding region runs from base 1 to 2988 and encodes 995 amino acids.